CAUCACUGCCUUCUCUAGCUGGCUAGUGCUUCGUCGUCGUCGUCUCCUGCACGCGGCUAGCUGCAGCCUGCAGCUCGAUCCCGUGCAAAGUGAUAGCUAGCUCUCAUGGCCUCGCUUGGCAAGCUCGUCCUCGUCGCCGGCCUGGCCUUCCUGGUGCUGGCUAGCCAGGAUCAGGGCCAUGGAGGGCCAGCCGGCGGCGGGGGCCCGGCCAUUGGAGCAGCAGCUGCUGCUGCUCCUCCAGCGCCGGAGGUUUUAAUCACCACCCAGCUUCCGCAACCGUUGUCCGCGGCGGUGGCGGUGAGCAAGCGGGUCCUCAUCCCUAUCCCUACGUCCGGGCCGUCCAACAAGAGGAACUCCGAGGUGAACCACGAGAAGCCGUCGGCGGCGGCGCAGUCGGGCGGCCGCCGCCGCACCCGCGCCAUGGACGGCGGCCGCCGCCUCGGGUCCCCGUGACGCGGCCGGUGGGUUCUUGGGAGAGCGUGCAUGCCUUGAGGGCAGCAGAGAUCUCAAGGCUCACAUAGUGUGUGUGUCUGCUUCGUUCACUAGAAAGAAAUUUGCGCAGAUUUCAUGGAGUACUAGUAUUAUUGUGAUCAUUAGUUUCUCGUCGAUUUCGAGUGUGCAUGAGUUGUCUGUAAGAUCUGCCAAUGUUUCUUUCUGGUGUAAUAAUACAUUCUGAAGCUAAGA
Molecule: messenger RNA, 684 nt
Organism: Sorghum bicolor (sorghum)
Lineage: Eukaryota; Viridiplantae; Streptophyta; Magnoliopsida; Poales; Poaceae
Exons: 1
Coding region: 106-453 (115 amino acids)
Source: RefSeq, a predicted model, not a curated record